CUUCUUGCACAGAGUUGGGCGUGUGGGACGAGCGGGCCAAAGUGGCACAGCCUAUAGUCUGAUUUGUCCUGAUGAAAUGCCUUAUGUCUAUGACCUCCACCUCUUCCUAGGGCGACCAGUUCAGUUUGCUUCACCUGAACACACACAAGAUUCAGAAGGUGUGUUUGGUCGAGUCCCUCAGAGGAUCUUGGAUGAUGAAAGUGCUCAUGUGAUCACGUCUCAUGAAAACUCGCUGGACCUGCAAAAUCUGCUCCGUGUCUCAGAGAAUGCCUACAAGCAGUACCUCAAGUCGCGGUCAAACCCCUUGCCGGAGUCCAUCAGACGGGUUAAAAACGUAGUAAAACACCAGCCAGUGAGGUGAUGCGUGCCAAACGCUCUAAAGACACUCGGCUAGUGGACAAAUUCAGCAAGCAGAGAGAGGACCGAGCUGCAGAAAGCAGGCUGCAGCAGCCAAUCAACCCCACCACUACUGCUGACUGUGACAUCACAGAAAAGGAGGAGAGUGAUCUAAAUGGGGUGUUUUCAGAGGUGGUAGGUGGUAAAAGAAGAGGUCAGCAGGAAGAUGGUGAAGAACGACCAAAGACCAAGAAAAAAAGGCAGUCAGGCAAAGAUGAAGAGUAUUAUAUCCCUUACAGACCUAAAGACUUUGACUCUGAGAGAGGGUUGAGUCUCGGUGGAGAGGGCAGUGCUUUUGAACAGCAGGCCUCUUCAGCUGUCCUUGAUCUCAUGGGAGAUGAAGGCGAUCGCCUUAACCAGCAGAAAAAAAUGAUGAAAUGGGACCAUAAGAAGAAGCGUUUUGUGAGAGAAACGGGAAAAGAAGACCAGAAGAAGAAGAUCAAAACAGACAGCGGUCAGGUUAUCAGUAACAAGAAGAACAGGAAGAACUUUUAUGAGGAGUGGAAGAAAAAAUACAAGAUUGAUGAUACAGGAUCUGGAUCAGACGGAGAAACAGGCGGAGGAGGCAGGAAGCCAGCAAGAGGUCGUGGCCGUGGCCGACGAGGUCCAAACGUACAGAGCUCCGGUGACCACAAAGCACGCUCGGAGCUGAAAACAAAGGAUCAGAUCAUGAAGCAGCGCAAGAAAAAGCAGAAGCACCAGUUCCUGCAGGGCGGGGGGAUGAGCAAGCUCCGCUCCAAGAACAAAAAGUGGCUCGGAGAAGUGAAAAAGUCAGGUUUUGGAAGGGGUGGCCAUAAGAAAGGCAAGCUGAGGAAGAAGCUGUGAGGAGGACAGAGGGUUGAUGGUGUGGAGGACAUCACGAGGAAGUAAGCGUCAGAAUCAUCUGAGAACAUCACCAACGAUUUUCCUGGCGCUUUGUGUGACUGUAGAUUAAGGAGACAAUGAUUUGUGCAUCUUUACACUGCAGAAAUGCACGUCACUUCUUCCUUGAUGGCCUGCUGAACUCUGUGUUUGCCACAGAGUUAUGUUUAAUUAUGAUCCACUAACCUGGAUUUACUACUUGUAAGCAUGUUGGCAGUCUAAUAAAAGUGUUUUGGAGUACUGAAA
Molecule: messenger RNA, 1503 nt
Organism: Oreochromis niloticus (Nile tilapia)
Lineage: Eukaryota; Metazoa; Chordata; Actinopteri; Cichliformes; Cichlidae
Product: ATP-dependent RNA helicase DDX54-like
Exons: 8
Coding region: 361-1221 (286 amino acids)
Cellular component (GO): nucleus
Molecular function (GO): ATP binding; RNA helicase activity; RNA binding
Source: RefSeq, a predicted model, not a curated record